CAAAAGACAAAACGUGAUUUCCGCGAACACCUACCGGCACCCGUACACCAUACCCACAAUCCACCGGUCGUUCCCUUCGGAUCUGUGCACGAAGUGUCAAAUCCAAGCAUGGCGCUGCACCGGCUCUUCCAGCUGUCCUCCCUCCUGCGCUCGGCCGUCUCCGUCACCCUGCGCAGGAACAUCGGCAUCUCCGCUGUCGUCUUCAACCGGGCCAAGGACAUGGACCCCAUCCAGAAACUGUUCCUGGACAAGAUCCGUGACUACAACACCAAGAGCAAGGCGUCAGGCGGCGUCGUGGAUGAAGGUCCAGCCUACCAGAAGAACUUGACUGAAGAGAUGUCCAAACUGCAGAGGCUAUACGGCGGAGGAGACCUCACCAAGUUCCCCGACUUCAAAUUCCCAGAGCCCAAACUAGAGGAAGUGGCCAAGUGAACGCUGUCUUGUUGUGUGUCUCCUCCCUGUCACCAUUAUGUUGUAUUUAAUAAAACUGAUAGUGGAUUAAAGUGUUA
Messenger RNA from Myripristis murdjan (pinecone soldierfish), 509 nucleotides. It is a transcript of the gene atp5pf, whose product is annotated as ATP synthase peripheral stalk subunit F6. The record is from RefSeq and is a predicted model, not a curated record. Lineage: Eukaryota; Metazoa; Chordata; Actinopteri; Holocentriformes; Holocentridae. Gene Ontology annotation, cellular component: proton-transporting ATP synthase complex. Gene Ontology annotation, molecular function: proton transmembrane transporter activity. Gene Ontology annotation, biological process: proton motive force-driven ATP synthesis. The coding region runs from base 109 to 432 and encodes 107 amino acids. The transcript is spliced from 4 exons.